Molecule: messenger RNA, 940 nt
Organism: Poecilia latipinna (sailfin molly)
Lineage: Eukaryota; Metazoa; Chordata; Actinopteri; Cyprinodontiformes; Poeciliidae
Product: prostaglandin E synthase 3-like
Exons: 8
Coding region: 164-679 (171 amino acids)
Biological process (GO): telomerase holoenzyme complex assembly; prostaglandin biosynthetic process; chaperone-mediated protein complex assembly
Cellular component (GO): nucleus; cytosol
Molecular function (GO): prostaglandin-E synthase activity; protein-folding chaperone binding; Hsp90 protein binding
Source: RefSeq, a predicted model, not a curated record
GAUAUCACGAAAACUCCGCGAUACUUUAAGGGACUUCAACGUUUCGGUUGAAAACCUCAGAGUUAAGGUUUCAGUCAUCACAUUUGCCCGGGUUUUUAUUAUAUAACACCUCUAGAUAGCCCGUAGUCAGACGAAGAAGUUCACCUGCUACACUGUAAAAAUCAUGGCCCAUUUGCCACAGCAUGGAUUAUUUCCCACCCUAAGUGCCACAGCUAAAUGGUAUGACAGACGAGACUUUGUUUUUGUUGAGUUCUGCGUGGAAGACAGUAAAGAUGUACAUGUCCAAUUGGACAAGUCAAAAUUUGAGUUUAGGUGUGUCAGCGGAAAAGACAAAUACAACAAUGAAAUUGAGCUUUUUGGGGAAAUUGAUCCCAAACAAUCGAAACACAGCCGCACAGACAGGUCUGUGCAGUGUUGUUUACGAAAAGCAGAAGCUGGGAAAUCAUGGCCACGACUUACCAAAGAAAAAGCAAAGUUUAAAUGGUUGAGUGUGGAUUUCAACAACUGGAAGGACUGGGAAGAUGACUCGGAUGAGGACAUGUCAAGUUUUGACAACUUCUCGGAGAUGAUGAACAACAUGGGUGGAGAUGAUUUACCCGAUUUAGAUGGUGGAGAAUACGGUGCAGAAGAACAUGAUUCUGCAGACAGCGAUGAUGAAAAGAUGCCUGACCUCGAGUAGGCAAACAUGGUUGCCACCUCACUAGAGAUCAAAACAAGUCGUGAGUCUGAAGAACGAAAUUAGGCAAUGAGUUGGCAGCCACAUUGAAGAAAAACCUCUCUAUACCCCAUUUCCAAAGUGAAAUCCCUGCAGAGAGCGACCGGGGGGGGACGUGAUACAGACAUGCACAGGCGUCCAUAACAACAUACAGUGCUGUGCUUUGCUGUUUUGUUCUGCAUGGACGAUUUUGUUCAAAUAAAAAUGUUGUUGUUCCCUGGCUUA